UUAAAAUGUAUGCUAAACAUGGUUUUUAAUUUUGCCCUAGAUGUGUCCAGAAAAAUGGAAAUAACGCAGCAUGGUAUGGAAAUGACUAAGAAAGAAAUACAAAUUAAAGAGGAAGAAACAGAAAUACAAAUUAAAGAGGAAGAAACAGAACAAGAAAUUAGAAAAGAACCUAACAGAAACCUACUGGAUAUAUCAUCUGAAUCUCCCAGAGAGAAACACAUUUCAAUUCAAAGAACACUUUCUGAUCUAGAAAAACUGGCUGGUCUGAAGGAAGGUGGCAUAAUCUCAACUGUUCCCCAGAAUACAGACCCUCAUGUGGCAGGUGGCAAGAAGCCUUGUCCUCUUUGUCCUGAAGACAAGUUCAAAGCUUGCUAUGGUCAUAAGCUCCACCGCCAUCUUCAGAAUCUCCACUGGAAAGUGUCUGUUGAAUUUGAAGGCUACAGAAUGUGCAUCUGUCACUUACCUUGUCGCCCUGUGAAACCAACUGCUGCUGGAGACCAGAUAUCCCUAAAGAUGGGAGCCCAUUACCACUGCAUUAUCUGUUCAGCAACCAUUACCCGAAGAACUGAUAUGAUAGGGCAUGUUAGACGCCAUGUUAAUAAAGGAGAAACUGAAUCUAGGUAUAGCUCUGCCCAUGCUCCAAAGUCUACACAUGAAGUUCUGAAAGAAGCAGACACAGAUAUACAAGUCCUUCCUAACUAUUCUACACCACAGAAAACAGAUUCCUAUUUUAAUCCCAAAAUGAAGCUUAACAGGCAAUUGAUAGUCUGUGCUUUAGCUGUUCUAGCUGAGGAGCGAAAACCUUUGGAGUGUCUGGAUGCAUUUGGAGCCACAGGUAUAAUGGGAUUACAGUGGGCAAAGCAUCUUGGAAAUUCUGUAAAGGUCACAAUUAAUGAUUAUAAUGAGAAUUCUGUAACGAUGAUACAUGAGAACUGUCAUUUAAAUAAGAUGAAGGUGGUGUCCAGCAGCAAAGAGGAAGAUGACUGUGAUGAAACAGUGGAAGAAGGGGAGGAAAACUUCCCUACCAUUGAGGUGACACAAAUGGACGCCAAUGUCAUCAUGCACUUGAGAGCAUUUGAUUUCAUACAUCUGGACCCAUUUGGAUCGUCAGUGAAUUAUCUAGAUGCAGCUUUCAGAAAUGUAAGAAAUCUUGGCAUUGUGUCAGUGACAUCAACAGAUAUCAGCUCUCUCUACGCCAAGGCUCAGCACGUGGCUCAGCGCUACUAUGGUUGCAACAUUGUCAGGACAGAGUAUUACAAGGAACUGGCAGCUCGUAUGGUAGUUGCUGCUGUGGCAAGAGCUGCUGCACGAUGUAAUAAAGGCAUUGAAGUUUUGCUUGCAGUGGCCUUGGAACAUUUUGUUCUUGUGGAGGUGAGAGUAUUGAGAGGACCCUCUCCUGCAGAUGACACUGUCAAGAAAAUUCGGUACCUCAUCCAUUGUCAGUGGUGUGAAGAGAGAGUAUUUAAGAAAGAGGGAAACAUGAUAGAAGAUAACCUUUAUCGGCAGCUCCCUUGUGACUGCAACAGUAGUAUGACAGGAAAAACAGCAGUUGAACUCGGUCCUUUAUGGUCAGGAUCCCUCUUUAACACUGGAUUUCUAAGAAGAAUGUUGUUUGAAGCAGUUCAGUAUGGUUUAGAUGAUAUUCAGACCCUUCUAAAAACACUAAUCUGUGAAGCAGAAUGCACAACUCACAAGCAAUUUUCAAUACACGGCCCCAGCAGCCAUAACAAACAAGAAGAGUGUGGUGUGUUUAUCAAGACACCAGAUGCUGCAACAGAUUACUACGUUGUACACGGAAAAAGAAAAAGUAAUGAAAUGAGCCAAAAUGAAACAAAACGACAAAAGCUCGAGAGUAACGUUGAACAUCCUGCCUUUUAUUACAAUAUCCACAGACACAGUAUUAAAGGAAUGAAUAUGCCAAAGUUAAAUAAAUUCUUGCAUUACCUCUCUCAAGCUGGGUAUCGAGUAAGUCGAACUCAUUUUGACCCCAUGGGCGUUCGCACUGAUGCCCCCCUGGUACACUUUAAAUCUAUUCUUGUGAAGUACAGCACACCCACUUACGUAGGAGGGCAGUCUGAAGGCUCUGUGCAGGCUUUGGAGGAUUCCCAGGCAGGAACCGAAGGCAGCUUCACAGAAGAAAGCACGUAA
This is a messenger RNA of Euleptes europaea (tarantolino), 2148 nucleotides long. It is a transcript of the gene TRMT1L, whose product is annotated as tRNA methyltransferase 1 like. NCBI's taxonomy places the organism in Eukaryota, Metazoa, Chordata, Lepidosauria, Squamata, Sphaerodactylidae. Gene Ontology annotation, biological process: tRNA N2-guanine methylation. The transcript is spliced from 15 exons. Gene Ontology annotation, molecular function: RNA binding. The coding region runs from base 10 to 2148 and encodes 712 amino acids. Gene Ontology annotation, cellular component: nucleus. The record is from RefSeq and is a predicted model, not a curated record.